This is a messenger RNA of Neogale vison (American mink), 513 nucleotides long. RefSeq names its product protein phosphatase 3 regulatory subunit B, beta (gene PPP3R2). NCBI's taxonomy places the organism in Eukaryota, Metazoa, Chordata, Mammalia, Carnivora, Mustelidae. The transcript has a single exon. Gene Ontology annotation, molecular function: calcium ion binding; calcium-dependent protein serine/threonine phosphatase regulator activity. The record is from RefSeq and is a predicted model, not a curated record. The coding region runs from base 1 to 513 and encodes 170 amino acids.
AUGGGAAAUGAAGCCAGUUACCCGGAGGAGAUAUGCUCCCACUUCAGCUCCGAUGAAAUUAAAAGACUGAGCAAGAGGUUUAAGAAGCUGGACUUGGACCGUUCAGGCUCUCUGAGCGUGGAGGAGUUCUUGUCCCUGCCCGAGCUGCACCAGAACCCAUUGGUGCAGCGAGUGAUCGACGUCUUCGACAUCGACGGCAAUGGAGAAGUGGACUUCAAGGAGUUCAUCCUGGGGACCUCCCAGUUCAGCGUCAGGGGGGACGAGGAGGAGAAGUUGAGGUUUGCCUUCAGCAUCUAUGACAUUGAUAAAGACGGCUACAUUUCGAACGGGGAGCUCUUCCAGGUGCUGAAGCUGAUGGUGGGCGACAACCUGAAGGACUGGCAGUUACAGCAGCUAGUGGACAAAACCAUCAUCGUCCUGGAUCGGGAUGGAGACGGGAAAAUCUCCUUUGAGGAGUUCAGGGCUGUGGUUGGAGGCCUGGAUGUCCACAAGAAGUUGGUGGUGAUUGUGUGA